Molecule: messenger RNA, 1987 nt
Organism: Cornus florida
Lineage: Eukaryota; Viridiplantae; Streptophyta; Magnoliopsida; Cornales; Cornaceae
Product: chloroplast envelope membrane protein-like
Exons: 7
Coding region: 308-1645 (445 amino acids)
Cellular component (GO): membrane
Source: RefSeq, a predicted model, not a curated record
UCCCGCUAAAAAGAAACAACCCACAGCUUUGCUCCAAAGACACUUCUUCUGCUCUCUCUCUCUCUCUCUCUCUCUCUCUCUCUCUCUCUCUCUGCCCCUUCUCUCUAUAUGUCCCUAUAGUUCUUUAUCUGUGGUUUAAUCAAUUGGCUUGGGGUUUUAUUGUUUGUGGAUUUUUAAUUUUGGUGAUUUUUCAGGAGGAACGACUUGAUAUUUGGGGGUAAUAAUGUUUGAAUUCUGUUUGGAUAGAAUAUCACAUUUGUGGGCAAUUAGAUUCCAAUGGUUUCUGUUGUGUGUGGUAUGAAUUUACAUGAGCAGAAUUUGGACUGCCCAACUAAUUUAUGAGGUUGAAAAAUGUUGGGCUCUGUAUAUGUUCUUGAUGAGCACUUCAUUAGUCUUACGUGAAAACUUAGUCUUUUUGAAUCGAAGCAUUUGUCACAAGUCGCGUAAAUUUUCUAGUAUUGUUGUUCAAUUGAGUGGGGGGAGGAGGUUUUGUGGUUUGAUUCCAAAUGCAAAGAAAAGGCAUUCAAGAAAGAGAAGUUGGUGGCAGAAAUUCUUUUUCGACGAAGAUGGCAAUUGGCUCGGUUUGAAGGAUGAGGAUAUGUUUGAGGAGGAGGAAUCAGAGAGCUUGAGUGAAGAGGAGUUGUCCGAGGGUGAAAAGUUCGAAGCAUGGAAGAGGAGAGCAGAGGCAAUCAUUGAAUUGAGAGAAGCUCAGGAAGAUAUGAGGAAUGAGGAGAAAAGGGGGUGGGAAGACUGGCUUGUGGAUGAAACCAAAGAUGUCAUUAGUUCAUCAUUGGGUCAAGAUUGGAACGAAAAAGUCGGGAUAUCAAGAGAAGAUGUGAAGGCAGAUCCUAGUGAGACGAUGCCCGAGGAGGGUUUGGUCAAGUCUGUGAGGGAUUUGGUCUUUGGGAGGGAAGACGAUGACUUGCUAUAUGAAGACCGUGUUUUUCGAUAUGCUUCCUUGAAUUCAGCUAAAUUUUUGGCAGUAUUGGUAGUGAUACCAUGGGCAUUGGAUUUUUUGGUUCAUGACUAUGUUCUCAUGCCUUUUUUGGACAGGUAUGUGAAGACUGUACCACUAGCCGCAGAGAUCCUUGAUGUGAGAAGACAUCAAAAGCUUGAAAUGGUUAAGGAAUUAAAAAUUGAAAAAGCAAAAUUUCGGUUUGAGGUAGAGAUUGGUAAAUCUCCACCUCUUUCUGAUGAGGAGGUUUGGUUGGAGUUACGGCAUAAAGCGUUAGAGUUGCGUGAUGAAUGGAGGUUAGAGAACCGUAGAGCAUUUGCCAAUAUAUUGUCAGAUAUGGUGUUUGGGAUCUCAUUAUUCAUUCUUUUAUACUUCAACCAGAGUAAAGUAGCUUUGCUGAAAUUUACAGGGUAUAAGAUAAUAAAUAAUAUUUCAGACACCGGGAAGGCUUUUCUGAUUGUACUUAUUACAGAUAUUUUUUUGGGGUACCAUUCUGAAUCUGGUUGGCAGACUUUGCUAGAUAUAUUCGUUGAGCAUUAUGGCCUUGAGGUUGAUCCAUCUGUUGUAACCAUAUUUAUCUGCCUAAUUCCAGUCAUCAUUGAUGCAUGUGUGAAGCUUUGGUUGUUUAAAUUCCUCCCAAGAUUAUCCCCAAAGGUGGCAAAUAUUUUUCGAGAAAUGAAGCGGCACUAGACAGAUUGAUUUAUUUAUUUAUUUUUGUCUGAAUUCUUUCACCUUACAAGGAAGUACCAAAGAAGGUAAAUUGAAUCAUCUUUGCUACUUUUUCUCCAGCUCAACCAUGUUUACUUCAUCUUCUUGUAAGAGGCUUGUCUUGAAUUGCAAUAUGCAGCUUAUAAGUAUUCUAUGUAUGUAAAUAGCUUGUCAUUGCUCAAAUACCUUUUGUCACAUAAAUUCCUUGUAAUACUAUGAGUUAGGAUGAAAAUCACAAUUAUGAAUUUUAUAUUCAUGGUCAAAUGUCACUUUGAUUACAAAUUUUCUAAUUCUAUUGUAAUAAUUUUUGGAUUUUUUUUUUUU